GCGUUUUGAGGGGUUUGGUGAGCCAUCGGGAGGAUUCGUGGGCUUCCAAGUUUCUCCAUCCCACCCGUCGAGCACCUGCUCUGCACUCCACCGCCUCAGUCGCUUUCCCCAGCCAGCCAUGGGGCUUAGGGUUUUGCUCCUUCUUCUCGUCGUGCUUCUCGUAGCGUCUCCAAUCCUCGAAGUUGUUAAAUGUCAGUUGGAUACUAGUGAUGAAGCAACUGAAGUUGUUGAAGGAGGUGAUCUUGGCAUAGUUGGUGAUGAGUUGCAAGACUUUGGUGAUGCAUCAUUCAGUCCAGCCCCUGGAGUAGACACUAUUUGUGUUUUUCCAAAAAAUGCUGCACGGUCUUCUGUGAAUGCAGUGGUUCCUGCAGGGGAAGAAACUGAAUUAUUGGUUGGAGUUCAUAAUGAAGGUGAAUCAACUUUAAAGGUCAUGGCAAUAAGGGCUAGCCUUCAUCUUCCUUUUGAUCAUCACAUGUUUGUCCAAAAUCUAACUGUGCAGGAGUUCUACAAUGCAUCAGUACCAGUUUCUGCUCAAGCUACAUUCCCUUAUAUUUUUGCUGUUAGCAAAUUUUUGCAGCCUGGCCCAUUUGAUUUAGUAGGUACCAUUGUUUAUGAGAUCGAUCAGCAACCACACCAAAGUGUCUUCUAUAAUGGUACCAUUGAAGUUGUUGAGUCAGGGGGUUUUCUCAGCAUUGAGUCUGUUUUUCUUGUAACAUUGGGAGCUGCUCUCGUAGGCUUUUUUGGUAUAUGGGCGUAUGGUCAAAUUCAGCACUUUUCAAAG
Elaeis guineensis (African oil palm) is the source of this 781-nucleotide messenger RNA. The record is from RefSeq and is a predicted model, not a curated record. NCBI's taxonomy places the organism in Eukaryota, Viridiplantae, Streptophyta, Magnoliopsida, Arecales, Arecaceae.